CAGUUCCACCAAAAUGUUCUCAACAAUCGUAUCACUGAGUGCUCUCGUCCUGGUCCUCAACCAUGGACCUGCUUCAGCCCAACUCAUCAACCCAGAACCAACCGCGAACCUAACCCUCCCGAAACAAUCCAAGCUGUCCCCGAUGCCGUGGGACCGGUACGUGGUCAACUUCCAGCAGGCGACCUUCUUCGAGGCGUGGCAGUUCUGCCAAGCUGCGGGACUUCGACUGGCCACGGUGAAUUCCCCGGCGGACACGGACCUGCUGGAGAAGGCGCUCGCCGCGGCGAAAGCUCCCCAAAAGGGGGCGUUCUUCAUCGCUGGGACCAACUUGGGAGCGAAGGGAAGCUGGCUGUGGAUCAGUACCAAUAGGAAGGUCGGAACUCCGUAUGGGUACACCAGGUGGCACCCGGGACAGCCGGACAACUCUGGGAACAACGAGCAUUGUAUGGAGAUUUGGUACGUCAAUGGGGCGUUCUGGAACGACUAUCAGUGUGACAAGAAGCGCGGGUACAUUUGUGAGACAUUUAUUUGAGUGAUUUAACGUUGCAAUGUAGUUUAAAAAUAUUAAUACGAAAUAAUAAAAAUGUCAAAAAGUGAAGUGACUUCUGCAAGCUGUCAUUACCCGUUUCAGAUUACCGUGCAAAUUUCUCCCAUCUUGCCAUCAACACCAACGCUGUGAUUGUGUUUUAUCUCUCGGAGUCUAUUUUUAAACCCCUCAAAAUUACUAUCAUAAGUGAAUUUUCCACUCCAAUUAAAGCAUCGCGUAGCAUAGCUGUGAAGCAUCACGCCAGAUCAUGAAAAGAAAAGU
Culex quinquefasciatus (southern house mosquito) is the source of this 808-nucleotide messenger RNA. RefSeq names its product perlucin-like. The coding region runs from base 14 to 532 and encodes 172 amino acids. Gene Ontology annotation, biological process: biological process involved in interspecies interaction between organisms. The transcript has a single exon. Gene Ontology annotation, cellular component: external side of plasma membrane. Gene Ontology annotation, molecular function: carbohydrate binding. The record is from RefSeq and is a predicted model, not a curated record. NCBI's taxonomy places the organism in Eukaryota, Metazoa, Arthropoda, Insecta, Diptera, Culicidae.